ACAGGUAGGAUUAAAAAUACAAUAACACAUUAAAAGUGCACAACUAAACAACACAAAUAUCUUAGAAUAAACUUCUACACGAGUAUGUUGAAAAUCAAGUAAGUUUACUCAAAGCAAAGAUGAAAUCUUGUGAGCUAUUUGUGUGUAAUAUUUGUAAUGUUGCAGAUGUAAAAGGGAGAUCAUAAAGAAGUGAAUAUUAUUAUUGUUAAUUUUUGUUUUUUUUCAGUUGUAUCCUGCACCUCCAAGCCAUGUGCCUGGAACAAAGGCUCCAAAAAGAAGGACCCAGGUGAGAUGAAAGAAAAGGAGUACCCUUCACUUAUCUAUAAUACAAGACGGCGAGCAACAUUCGACCCACAGCCAACUUUCUUUAAGAAGAGACUUCAAGAAACACCCUCAAAACUAAUUGAUGACUUCCUUUCUGAACUUAGUGCAAAUGAAAAUGGUACAUUAUGGUCAACGUCACUGAAAAUUCCUUAUGGUGACUUCGACCUUUCCCAGGAAUAUUUGAGUGUCUACCCCGUGUUGCACCAGCAAUUUCUCGACAGUUUGAGAGGACUUAUCCCUUUAGUCACAGUUACACCGUACAAUGAGUUUCUUGGUACAAUAAGGCAACAUGAGAGUGAGGAGUGGCACACUCUUCGUCACUUAUUCAUAACAGCCUCAGUUUCAAAGGUUGCUUACAACUUGACACCCAGGGGUGCUAAAAAUUAUAUAGCAUCUCAUUUAUGGGGACUAAACAAAAUGGAUGAAGAUGAUACUCCUCUUGCAAUAGAAUAUGGUAGACAAAAUGAAAAUAUUGCUAGAAAAUUGUAUGAAGAAGAAAUGAAAAUUAGAGACCCGACAGCCUCAGUCCUUCAAAUGGGACUAACCCAAUCGAAGCAGUACCAUGAGCUGGCCUGCAGUCCUGAUGGAGUUCUUGAAUCAAAAGUGAACCCAAAGAGAGCUAUUGAGAUAAAGUGUCCAAUUAGACUUCAAAAAGUGCAUCCAAAGUUGUUUGACCAAUAUCUCAAAGGCAAAAAGCUAGAUGAUUUUUACUUAUAUAGAGACGCUUUUGGUAAAAUUAGAUUAAAAAAUGACCAUAGUUAUUAUUACCAAAUCCAAAUGGUUCUUGGAAUACUCCAUCUUGAACAGUGUGAUCUGAUAGUUUGGUCACCAAAAGGAAUUAUUACUAUUCCUAUAAAUUUUGAUAAAUUAUUUUGGAGUGAUUUAGCGGAAGGUCUGGUUAGUAAUCAUCACAGUCUAUUGAUUCCAGAAUAUUUUUUGAUGAGGACCCCUCGGAACUUAGAUGUCUUGAUUUUGGACAUUGUCUAGAAAAACAUCUUUACAGUAUUACUUACAGAGGUGAGCAAAUUAAUUAGAGAUGUAUUUUCCUGUCCAUCAAUCGUGAGAGCUAAACUAUUUUCUUUGUUUCCAUUAUCAUACAGCUUCCUCCUCACUUUAAACAUGGCUGA
Molecule: messenger RNA, 1451 nt
Organism: Frankliniella occidentalis (western flower thrips)
Lineage: Eukaryota; Metazoa; Arthropoda; Insecta; Thysanoptera; Thripidae
Exons: 1
Coding region: 292-1311 (339 amino acids)
Source: RefSeq, a predicted model, not a curated record